ACCCCUCCCUCCAUACCAAACAGUUCCUUUCUUCUUCGCUCUCUCUUUCUCUUUCUAUUAUCAGUUUCGCUCGAAAAAAUUUUCAGCUUUCAUGGCGACCACUGAAGAUUCCGCUCACCCGCCACUCCCUACAGUUGCAGGUCUUCAAGAACAGCCACAGGCUCUACAUCAGCCACAGUCUUCAUCCAUUCUUCCUCAGUACCCUGAGAUGAUUAUGGCGGCGAUCGAGGCUUUGGACGACAAGGACGGCUCCAACAAGUCAGCGAUCUCGAAACAAAUUGAGUCUACUUACCCUGAUCUGCCGGCGGCCCACACUACGCUGCUGGCGCACCAUCUCAACAAGAUGAAGCAAAGUGGUCAGCUCGUUAUGGUCAAGAACAACUACAUGAAGCCGGACCCAAAUGCCCCACCCAAGAGAGGACGCGGCCGGCCACCCAAGCCCAAAGUACCAGUUCCACCUGGAACCGUGAUUGCCCCUCCUAGACCACGUGGUCGUCCACCCAAGCCAAAGGAUCCGUUUGCUCCAGUAGCUCCACCAAAGAAGAGCACGAGUGGUAGCGGAAGGCCCCGUGGACGCCCACCUAAGAAAGCUAAGACGGAAGUUGCCCCGACUUCAGCUCCGGCAGCUCAGGCAAAAGGCGUGAAAAGAGGGAGAGGCAGACCGCCCAAGGUGAAGUCGGCUGUGGCCCCAGUCGCCGGUUGAGGAAAACGGAAAAGAGAUGGGAAGAGGGAGAGAUGAAGAGAGAGAAAGAGAAGGGGAGAAAAGAGGUUUUUUUUUUUUGUUAUUAUUCUUUAUAAUUUUUUAGGUGUGUUAGUUCUCUCUACUAAUUGAUGUUUUAGCUUUUAGCUCUUAGCUUUGUCUUAUUUUAUAAUUUUUCUUAAUUUUUAUGUGGGUAGUUUAAUAUGUGGUGAGGAAAGUGUUGUAAUGUUGGGUUGGGGGUGGUUAGUGUAACUGUAAUUUGCAUGUAAAUUUGAUCAGCGGCUGAGUAGGCUUUUUAGCCCUCUUUUUAAUUAUCUCUCUUGAUAAUCCAAAAGAGGGUGAACCAACAAAAAAAAGAAAAAACAAAAAAUGAGACUUGAUUCUGAUCACUUUUUUUCCA
Molecule: messenger RNA, 1100 nt
Organism: Manihot esculenta (cassava)
Lineage: Eukaryota; Viridiplantae; Streptophyta; Magnoliopsida; Malpighiales; Euphorbiaceae
Product: HMG-Y-related protein B
Exons: 2
Coding region: 92-703 (203 amino acids)
Biological process (GO): negative regulation of DNA recombination; regulation of DNA-templated transcription; chromosome condensation
Cellular component (GO): chromatin; nucleolus; nucleus
Molecular function (GO): double-stranded DNA binding; nucleosomal DNA binding
Source: RefSeq, a predicted model, not a curated record